AGUUUGGCCUUUGCUUCAGGUUUAGCAGCCACUGUGACUAUUACCCAUCUCUUAAAAGCAGGAGACCAAAUUAUUUGUAUGGAUGAUGUGUAUGGAGGUACAAACAGGUACUUCAGACAGGUGGCAACUGAAUUUGGAUUAAAGAUUUCUUUUGUUGAUUGUUCCAAAACCAAAUUGCUAGAGGCAGCUAUUACACCAGAAACCAAGCUUGUUUGGAUUGAAACCCCCACAAACCCUAGCUUGAAGAUGAUUGACAUUGAAGCCUGUGCACAUACGGUCCAUAAACAUGGAGACAUCAUUUUAGUUGUGGAUAACACUUUUAUGUCAGCAUAUUUCCAGUGGCCUUUGUCUCUGGGAGCUGAUAUUUGUAUGUAUUCAGCAACAAAAUACAUGAAUGGCCACAGUGAUGUUGUAAUGGGCUUAGUGUCACUGAAUUCUGAGAGCCUUCAUAAUAGGCUCCGUUUCUUGCAAAACUCUCUUGGAGCAGUUCCAUCUCCUAUUGACUGUUACCUCUGCAAUCGAGGUCUGAAGACUCUACAGGUCCGCAUGGAGAAGCAUUUCGAAAAUGGAAUGGCAGUUGCUCAGUUUUUGGAGUCGAAUCCUCAGGUGGAAAAGGUUAUUUAUCCCGGGCUGCCUUCUCAUCCUCAGCAUGAGCUAGCUAAGCGUCAGUGCACAGGUUGCCCGGGGGUGAUCACCUUUUAUAUCAAGGGCUCUCUUCACCAUGCUGAAACUUUCCUCAAGAACCUAAAGUUAUUUACUCUGGCUGAGAGCUUGGGAGGAUAUGAAAGUCUUGCUGAGCUUCCGGCAAUCAUGACCCAUGCAUCAGUGCCUAAGAGCGACAGAGAAGUCCUUGGAAUUAGUGAUACACUUAUUCGACUCUCGGUGGGCUUAGAGGAUAAACAAGACCUACUGGAUGAUCUAGAUCAAGCUUUGAAGGCAGCUCACCCUCCAAAUGCAAGCUGCAACUAGCAUCCCAGAACUGCUGUUGCUGAUUGCUUCCUGAGACGAUCAAAUCUGAAUAAUCAAAUGGAUCAUUAAUGAGCCUCCACAGAAUUUUCAAAUGAAAAUUUUAAGGCACCUCAUUACCUUUCAUAGCUAUAAUCUUCUUGGAUCAUCCCUGUUUAAAAAAUCUCCUCUUUCCUUUAUUGUAAUUGACAGGUCAAUUCUGUUCAGAUCUUUUUAUUAAUUUUGAUAUACAUGUGCCUCUGAAGGAGGUGAGAUUUGUGCUGCUAUUGGGGAUUGUGUUCUUUUUU
Dama dama (fallow deer) is the source of this 1253-nucleotide messenger RNA. Its product is annotated as cystathionine gamma-lyase-like. Lineage: Eukaryota; Metazoa; Chordata; Mammalia; Artiodactyla; Cervidae. Gene Ontology annotation, cellular component: cytoplasm. The record is from RefSeq and is a predicted model, not a curated record. The coding region runs from base 79 to 969 and encodes 296 amino acids. Gene Ontology annotation, biological process: transsulfuration. Gene Ontology annotation, molecular function: cystathionine gamma-lyase activity; pyridoxal phosphate binding. The transcript has a single exon.